CAAUCCAUUUCUUUAGACUUCCUUUUUCUCUGCUUCCCUUUAUUUCUUUUUCUUCUCAGUUCAUUCUCUGGAACCAAAAAUUUUCUCCAAUAUCACUUAAUUCCUCCAUUUCAACUGGAUUAUUGCUUCUUCUUCCACUUUUUCGGGUUCCCUUUUGCUCUCCCUUCUCCCAUUUUUUCUGGGUUUGUUUCAAUCUUGCUCUUCUGGAUAUGAACUGCCCCUGAAACUUGAUUUUCUUGUGGAAAACUGAGAGAAGAACAUGAAAUCGUUUGAUUCUCUUGUGCUGCUUCUCUGUUUGAAUUUGGGGGUUCUUUUUGUGUCUUCUCAUUCUGUUUCUUCUAAUGAAGUGUCGGCUCUUAUGGCCUUCAGGUUAGAAAUAUUUGAAGAUCCAUUUGAAGUCUUCUCCAACUGGAACAGCCUUUAUGAAGAUCCUUGUUUAUGGUCUGGCAUUUCGUGUUCUCCCAAUAGGGACCAUGUUUCAAAGAUUAACAUUUCAUAUUCUGCCAUUAAAGGGUUUCUUCCACGAGAUUUGGGUCAGCUCAGCUUCCUGGAUGAACUGAUUUUGCAUGGGAAUAAGCUGCUUGGUCCAGUUCCUAAGGAGUUGGGGUGCUUGAAGAACCUCAGAGUGUUGGACUUAGGGGUGAAUCAACUCACUGGUCCAAUUCCUUCUGAGUUUGGGAACUUAACCAAUGUUGUGAAAAUAAACCUCCAGUCUAAUGGGCUCACUGGUAAGCUGCCUCCUGAGCUGGGAAAUUUGAGAUACCUUGAGGAACUAAGGCUGGAUCGAAAUAAGCUUGGAGGAGCUGUUGCUGCUGGUGACCAUUCAGAUCAUACUGGAUUGUACAAUGCGUCAAACAUGGACUUGACUGGAUUUUGUGGCUCAUCUCAGCUAAGAGUUGCCGACUUUUCGUAUAACUUUUUUGUCGGGAGCAUACCGAAAUGCUUGGGGUAUAUCCCAAGGUCAAGUUUCCUAGGGAAUUGCCUCAAUAACAGUAACCCAAAACAACGUCCUUCAUCUCAAUGUGUUAAGACUAAGAGCCAUCCGGGAAGCAACGAGCAGAACCAUCACGAAACAACGUCGAAACCUAUCUGGCUUUUGGCCCUUGAGAUAGUAACAGGCACUCUGGUGGGUUCUCUGUUCCUUGUUGCUGUUCUUACUGCAGUCCAGAAAUUCAAUAGAAAAUCCUCCAUCAUACUGCCAUGGAAGAAAGCUGGAAGUAGGAAGUACUACGCUCCGGUUUAUAUAGAUCCUGAGAUUUUGAAAGAUGUAACGAGAUUUAGUCGACAAGAACUCGAACUAGCUUGUGAAGAUUUCAGCAACAUAAUUGGCUCAUCUCAGGACAGUUUGGUAUACAAGGGCACCAUGAAAACUGGUCCCGAGAUUGCGGUUAUCUCGAUGAGCAUGAAAGAAGAGCAAUGGACAGGAUACCUCGAACUCUAUUUUCAGACGGAGGUAGCGGAUUUGGCGCGAAUCAACCACGAGAAUACAGGGAAAUUACUGGGUUAUUGCAGUGAGAGUAGUCCAUUUACGAGGAUGCUGGUUUUUGAUUAUGCAUCAAAUGGCACAUUAUAUGAGCAUCUACAUUUGACUGCAGAUGGAGAAGCGUCUCAGUUAUCUUGGACGAGACGCAUGAAGAUUAUCUUAGGCAUCGGUCGUGGACUCGAGUAUCUUCAUACCGAGCUCCAACCUCCAUUCACCAUCUCUGAGCUGAGUUCCAAUGCUGUAUAUCUUACGGAUGAUUUUUCUCCAAAGCUGAUAGACUUUGAAAGUUGGAAGACGAUUCUUUCACGAUCGGAAAAGAAUUCGGGCGCUAUCGGUAGCCAAGGUGCGAUAUGUGUUCUUCCAAACUCUCUAGAAGCAAGACAUCUCGACGUGCAGGGUAACAUCUAUGCUUUCGGCAUCCUUCUACUUGAAAUCAUCAGCGGGCGGCCUCUGUACUGCAAAGUCAAAGGAAACUUGGUAGAUUGGGUCAAGGACUACAUUGAAAUGCCAGAAGUGAUGGCUUACAUUGUCGAUCCCGAACUGAAGCAUUUUAGAUACGAAGACCUCGAGGUAAUCUGUGAGGUGGUGAACCUCUGCAUCUAUCAGCAGCCGAAAUCGCUAUCGAUGAAGGAGGUCUGCACCAUGUUAGAAACUAGAAUUGACACAUCUGUUGCCAUUGAGUUUAAGUCAUCUUCUUUGGCAUGGGCAGAGCUUGCACUCUCAUAGAAGUAGUGAAGGUACACAUACAAAUUGACAUAUACAAAAGUUGUAAUACUCUAAUUUUCCCCUUUUUCUUUUGUUUUUUUUUUUUAUAGCUUUUUGAAGUUUCUAAAUUCGUUGUACAUGUUCAAUCCUAAAACGCAGGCUGUAUCACAAAAGCUUUCAAAGUCCUAGCAUCAAAAGUAAUAGCUCUAAUCAGAGUGUCAUUUAAUCACAAAGCAACAAAGAAGUUGAACAAA
Molecule: messenger RNA, 2442 nt
Organism: Cucurbita maxima (winter squash)
Lineage: Eukaryota; Viridiplantae; Streptophyta; Magnoliopsida; Cucurbitales; Cucurbitaceae
Product: probable LRR receptor-like serine/threonine-protein kinase At1g63430
Exons: 13
Coding region: 260-2209 (649 amino acids)
Biological process (GO): protein phosphorylation
Molecular function (GO): ATP binding; protein kinase activity; protein binding
Source: RefSeq, a predicted model, not a curated record